Messenger RNA from Coprinopsis cinerea okayama7#130, 891 nucleotides. Its product is annotated as other/FunK1 protein kinase. Bases 1 to 891 code for a protein of 296 amino acids. The transcript is spliced from 3 exons. The record is from RefSeq and is a predicted model, not a curated record. NCBI's taxonomy places the organism in Eukaryota, Fungi, Basidiomycota, Agaricomycetes, Agaricales, Psathyrellaceae.
AUGAACGAGCAUGGCUUCUCAAGCGGGACCAAACGACGUAGUAGCCGCACCAUCUUCAAAGAAAUUGGUCCACCAAUCUACAAGUUCAAGACCGUCCUCGACGUACUCUACGCAUUGAUCGAUGCCAUUCGAGUCCAUCAACGUAUGGUCCAACAAGCAGGAGUCCUGCACGGCAAUGUCAGCAUUAACAGUAUCAUCUUUGGGGGAGUAGUACCCGGUGCCGACUCUGAGGAAGGACGGCGAGUAUCCCUCGUCGACUUCGAUAUGUCUAUCUCCCACGACUGUUCAGAUGCGCCGCUCUCAGAUGAACAUCAUCGAACUGGCACCCGCAUGUUCCAAUCCCUCAAUGUCCUCAAAGCCUGGCGUCCACACGGCUACUUAGACGACCUCGAGUCCUUCCUCUACGUCCUCCUCUACCUCAUCUUCGCUUUCCCGACUCCGGGUGCCACCCCCACGGCCCAGGUCCAACGCGAGCUACCGAAGGAGCUCCAAGACUGGAACGCAGACAGUCUUCGCGAAGCCUUCAAGAGCAAGUCGACUUUCAUGACCUACGGAGCUUCGGACCUUCCUGUCCCUCCGAUGUGGGGACCUCACAUCUCUGCCCUCAUCGAUGACCUUUGCCACCAUUUCCAACCCAUCCGCGCCAUGUCCUCUCGCAUGCAGCAUCGGAAUCUGCCCAAAGCCCAGCGCGACAAACUGGAAGCCUCGUUCGAGAAGAAGUAUUUCGACGAUGUAGACGAGCAGUAUGACGAGGUUGUGGGAUACAUCGAGUCGGCCAUCGAGAGUAUCCUUGCGGAACAGGAUAGCGCUAAUGACUCGGAGCAGUCCACUUUGUCCGACUCCCUCUCCCACUCCAGGCCUUCGAAAGGGCGCCGGGAAGAGGGGAUCUGA